Aphanomyces astaci is the source of this 1487-nucleotide messenger RNA. RefSeq lists its product as hypothetical. NCBI's taxonomy places the organism in Eukaryota, Oomycota, Saprolegniomycetes, Saprolegniales, Verrucalvaceae. Gene Ontology annotation, molecular function: oxidoreductase activity. The transcript has 4 exons. Gene Ontology annotation, biological process: carnitine biosynthetic process. Gene Ontology annotation, cellular component: mitochondrion. The coding region runs from base 43 to 1302 and encodes 419 amino acids. The record is from RefSeq and is a predicted model, not a curated record.
CACGGCCCUGCGCCUUCUCUGUCGACGCACGUGACUGACAGCAUGUUCUGUCGCCGCCUUUUGCUCCGCCGGUCCGUGGGGACGAUCUCUCUGCGCUUCGCACACACUACAGCAUCUAUCCCAGCAGCAGAAACAGUGCUUCAAGCGGUCAAGCCAACGAACGAUGAUGCAGCUAUCCACGUCACGUGGAAAGACGGCGUGUCGUCCACAUUUCAUCGUGCGUGGCUGCGCGACAACUGCACGUGUCCGUCGUGUCAACAUCCCACGACCCUCCAGCGGCAAAUCCUCACGUCUGCCAUUCCCCUCCAUCCCACGGGACACGCAUCGCUCCAUGCCAACAAUUCUGUACUCUCCAUCGAUUGGGACGACGUUGUGAGCGGCUCGGACUGCGUGCGGAGUGAAUUCCCUGCGACUUGGUUGCGAGAACAUGCAUAUGGGAUUCCCUCCGACGGGUAUGACAGCCGGCAUUAUCGGCAGCAGCGUGUGGACACGAAGUCGUUGUGGGGUAACGAUUUCACGCUUCCAUCUACAACGUACGACGCCAUGAUGGAUAAUGGAAGCGGUGGCUUCAAGGACGGGAUGGCCCAACUGCAGAAGUUUGGCGUGCUGUUGAUCAAACACACUCCGUCAAGCAUGGACGCGACGGAAGCAUUUGCACGGCGCAUUGGGUUCGUUCUGGAAACCAUCUACGGUCGCAUGUGGACCACACGCCCCGUGAAUCCCGAGAACGCGUACAAAGACACGGCGUCGACCAACUUGGCGCUGGGACCGCACACCGACUGCACGUACCUGUACGAACCGCCGGGUCUUCAAAUCUUCAACUGCGUCCUGCAGGCUGCCGCCGCAAACGCAGACGAAGGCGCGAGUCGCUUCGUCGAUGGCUUCCACGUCGUCGAGUGGUUGCGGAAGUACGCGCCGGACGCGUUCCAGUUUUUCUGCGACACGGCGUUACCGCAAUACUGUGUUGACGAUGACGUGUCGUUGCAUGUGAUGCGGCCGCUGAUCCAGCGAGAUGGCGCGGGGAACGUCGAGUUGGUCCGGUUCAACGACUACGACCGCGCGCCGCUCACGCACUUGAGCCACGACCAAGUGGCCGCCUACUAUAAACACCACAAGACGUUGUGGGACGUGAUCAACGCGGGUGAAGUGGUGUACAAAAUGGACGAAGGCGACAUGAUUGUCGUGGAUAAUCACCGCGUGAUGCAUGGCCGACAUGCGUUUCAAGGCGAGCGGGCGCUCAUUGGAUGCUACAUUGGCCGGUCCGAGUACGACUCUCGACUGCGCACGUUGGGGUUGCUGUGACAGGAUGGAUGUAUAGAUGUACUUACUGUUAACAAGGUACAUUUGGUACGUAUUACAGGCUUAACGGAUAAUUAUCCGGAUGGAUCAUAUAUGGGAGUACAUAUUCACCAUACAAUAAACUGUAUAAAUCAAUACUCAAUAUUGUAAAGAUGAAUGAAAAUUGUGUAUUGUGCUUUCGAGUGAAA